UUCAGUCGCUGCUCUAAACUUUGCUUCCAUAUCCCCUACUACGGAUAUUUUUCCCCCUUCUAAGAAGGAGUGGGAGCAUCCCCAUUUUGGUCAUCCUUCUUGAGCUUCCUGUUGUCUGUGGAUUGCAUCUUGGGUAAUUCAAGCUUUUGGGCUAAUAGCCACUUAUCAAUGAGUGCAUACCAUGUAUGUCUUUCUGUGAUUGGGUUACCUCACUCAGGAUGAUAUUUUCCAGUUCCAACCAUUUGUCUAUGAAUUUCAUGAAGUCAUUGUUUUUGAUAGCUGAGUAAUAUUCCAUUGUGUAGAUGUACCACGUUUUCUGUAUCCAUUCCUCUGUUGAAGGGCAUCUGGGUUCUUUCCAGCUUCUGGCUAUUAUAAAUAAGGCUGCUAUGAACAUAGUGGAGCACGUGUCUUUGUUGUAUGUUGGAGCAUCUUUUGGGUAUAUGCCCAGGAGAGGUAUAGCUGGGUCCUCAGGUAGUGCAAUGUCCAGUUUUCUGAGGAACCUCCAGACUGAUUUCCAGAAUGGUUGUACCAGUCUGCAAUCCCACCAACAAUGGAGGAGUGUUCUUAUUUCUCCACAUCCUCGCCAGCAUCUGUCACCUGAGUUUUUGAUCUUAGCCAUUCUGACUGGUGUGAGGUGAAAUCUCAGGGUUGUUUUGAUUUGCAUUUCCCUGAUGACUAAGGAUUUUGAACAUUUCUUUAGGUGCUUUUUGGCCAUUUGGUAAUCCUUAGCUGAGAAUUUUUUUUAGCUCUGUACCCCAUUUUUUAAUAGGGUUAUUUGUUUCCCUGCGGCCUAACUACUUGAGUUCUUUGUAUAUUUUGGAUAUAAGGCCUCUAUCUGUUGUAGGAUUGGUAAAGAUCUUUUCCCAAUCUGUUGGUUGCCAUUUUGUCCUAACCACAGUGUCCUUUGCCUUACAGAAGCUUUGCAGCUUUAUGAGGUUCCAUUUGUCGAUUCUUGAUCUUAGAGCAUAAGCCAUUGGUGUUUUGUUCAGGAAAUUUUCCCCAGUGCCCAUGUGUUCGAGAUUCUUCCCCACUUUUUCUUCUAUUAGUUUGAGUGUAUCUGGUUUGAUGUGGAGGUCCUUGAUCCACUUGGACUUAAGCUUUGUACAGGGUGAUAAGAAUGGAUCGAUCUGCAUUCUUCUAUAGCCUGAACUUUCUAUUUGCCUUUAUAUUCUGUCUCUGUCUUUCUGUCCUUGCCCCCACCCCACUUCUGUGUGUAUGUUUGUGUAUAAGCAGCUUUACUAUCUUGGGGAAAUCUAAAACAAGUUGACCUCAGUUUCCUUAUUUGUAAUAUUUGCAAACUAACGAGCCCUUCAAGUUCUGUGAGUCCUUUGGUUUGUUAUUAUGAUUAUUGGAAUGCAAAAAAAUGUCUUAGUUUAUAUCCAUAGGUUUCUGAAAAUGUGCUUUUCUGUUAAGAAUAUCUUAUGUUCUUUAUUAAAAUAUCAGGUAUAAUAGCUCACUAUAAUGAAAAAUAAGCAUAAAAUCUUUUAAUAAUACUUGUUUUAUUGCAAUAGUAUAAACAUAACACAUUUACAUACAUACAUACAUACAUACAUACAUACAUACAUACAUGCAUGCAUGCAUAGUUUUGGUAAAAAUUCUAAUUUUUAGUAAGUUCCACCCCCAUGAUUGACACUUACCCUUUCUACUACUUUUGCUUCAGCCUACCUUCUUUCUAAGAAGCCCCCCUUCGACUUUCAUGACUUAUUUUGGAUGUGACACACUGACUUCAGAUUGUUCAAAUGAGCAUGGAUGGGGGAGAUUCACUGGAACAUGUGCUACUUUUCAGUACUGAACAGCCACGGUGGGGGUAGAACCGCACGUUCUGCCCUCUUGAUGAAAUGUUGACAACCUAAGCCUUCUUUCUCCAGAGAAAUUUAACCUAAGAGUUUAGUGACAUUGACUUCAGUGCAGCAGCACUGAUACACGAUGCUAUGGGAGAGCUGUAGGUUUGAAGGCACACAAUAGUGUGACUUGUCCAGAACCAAAAUGUGGGUUGAAAGUAUUUUAAGAUCAUCAAAAUUGGCCUUCUGUAUUUUGCUAGUUUUUCCUGAAUCGAUGUUUAAAAUGAUUUUAUGAGUCUUCCUGGUAGAGAAGUUUUAAUUAACUUUCUGGAAGGUUAUUAGGCUGCAUGUUGAAUGCUGAUGUUUAAUUUAUCACUAAAUAAUUGGCCAUCAGAAAAUUAGUUUGGGACAAUAACACAAUAACACUAAUAAUUUUUUGGUCUCAUCAUUUCCUCUGUCUUUACACCAAAAUGGUAGUAUCCAAAGAAAAACUAUGAACAGACUGUGUUUACAUAGAACUUGAGACAUGAGACAUUGAUACUUUUUUGAGAUUUUAGCUAUUAAUAUUUUUAUUAUUUAGGAAAAUAAUUAAUAACUAUAAAGAAAAGACAAAAAAUAAGAUGAAGCACUUUCAUUACAGCCACCAACAGUAUUUCCUCCUUCCUGUUGGGCUUUCCCUGAAUUCCCCCCAGUCUUCCUGAGUCCUUGCCUAGGACUUUGGACUGCCAGUGUGACUGCUUUCCUUUUGAUCUGGUAGCUUUCUGCUUCCUCCAACAGCCUGAUACCUCUUUGUAUAGAUUGCUAACCCUUGAGCCCAUGAGACUCCUGAUACUUGUUUGUCUUAUCUGCUCCUCUAUUCCUUCUGCAGCCCUGAGCACACACUGUAAUCUCCCCACCCCAGCAAGUUGACCUUUGACCUUCUAGCAAUUGCUGCCAGUGUCUACUCUAGCUCCAAUUUAAAACUGUGAAACAAAGAAGGCAGUGGAAUAAAGUUGCUAUACUUUUGUAGGGAAAAUGUAAAAGCUUUUCAUGUUUAAAAUUAAGGCUUGAAUAGAUCUUUCCAGAGUAUAAAACCUAAAGAGAAAUAAUUGUAGAUAACAAUGAACAAAUAUUUGGUUGUCUACUGUGGGCAAGGAACUAAAAGAGAUCGCGAACUACUGAAGUAUGUUUACUUGUAAUGAGUAAACGAGGUAACAGAAGUCAUUCCUUGGGGAACCUCCUUAAAAAAUAAUUCACAAAGAAAAUUGGAGAGGUAAGGGUAGCAAAAGCCUUUUUACUAGGGACAUAGCAAUUAAAAGUAGGGAUUUUAACUUAUUCCCAGCUCAACUGGUUGAUAGUGUAUUUCACCAGAGCUUGGAAAACCAGUUUUGUGUUUUAAAUAUUCGGAGAGAGAGGUGACUUUCAGCCUUGUCACGUGGGAUUCCCAAGAGUCCUGUUCCUCAUUCCAAUCCACUCCGUGUUUAUGAAAGUGCAUUAGCUGGAACAGAAGAAAAAAAAUUCACUGCAGGAAGUCAUCCAAUCCUGAUAGACUGAUAUGUAGGGAAAAGUUGAUAGUGUUGCUUUUUAAUUUUAACGUACUCUGGUUAAGGGGUGUGUGUGUGUGUGUGUGUGUGUGUGUGUGUGUGUGUGUGUGUGUGUACUGUUGGAGGAGGGACCAACAGAAGGGAAUGUAGAUAAAGUGAAAAGGAGCCGAUGCAUUCAGAGCUUAUGUUGCGGGAGGUGAGAUCAGUUACCUGCCUGCAACUGAAAUUUCAACCUUCUGUUUAGAAGGGACAUGAGUGGACAAUGGUGACUGAUAGUUGGAAGUAUCUGCAGACAUCUUAAGUUUUAUGAACAAAUGAACAAGCAAUGAAUCGGAAGACUAAGUACAGUUUUCUUCAGCUCCUGGUAAUUUUUACCUUUUUACUUCGAAGUACAGCAUCUUUCUCGAUGAACGCCUAUGUGACUGUGACUUACUUCAAUGAAAGCAGCAACGACACCAAGACGGAAACGUGUGAGUGUGGUGUCUAUGGAUUAGCCUCGCCAGUGGAUAAUGCUAUGGGAGUGGUGGGCAUCCCUAGGAAUGGUAACCACCAAGCUUGUGACUACAACACUGAGUUUACCAACACUGAUAAGCCUUGGAUUGCCCUGAUAGAAAGAGGCAAUUGCACGUUUUCUGAAAAAAUUCAAAUAGCAAGUAGAAGUAACGCCGAUGCUGUUGUGAUUUACAAUUCUCCAGAGACAGGCAACCAGACGAUACAGAUGGCAAAUUUUGGUGCAGGAGACAUUGUUGCGAUCAUGAUUGGCAAUCUGAAAGGAACAAAAAUUCUACAGUCCAUUCAAAGAGGCAUCCAAGUAACAAUGGUCAUCGAAGUAGGCAAAAAACAUGGCCCUUGGGUGAAUCAUUAUUCAAUUUUCUUCGUUUCCGUGUCCUUUUUUAUUAUUACAGCAGCAACUGUGGGCUAUUUUAUCUUUUACUCUGCUCGAAGAUUACGGAAUGCAAGAGCUCAAAGUAGGAAGCAGAGGCAGUUAAAGGCAGAUGCUAAAAAAGCUAUUGGCAGGCUUCAGCUGCGCACCUUGAAACAAGGAGACAAGGAAAUUGGCCCUGAUGGAGAUAGCUGUGCUGUGUGCAUCGAGCUCUAUAAGCCCAAUGAUGUGGUGCGCAUCCUAACCUGCAAUCAUAUUUUCCAUAAGACGUGUGUGGACCCAUGGCUUUUAGAGCACAGGACUUGCCCCAUGUGCAAGUGUGACAUUCUCAAAGCUCUGGGAAUUGAGGUGGAUGUUGAGGAUGGAUCAGUGUCUUUACAAGUUCCUGUUUCUAAUGAAGCAUCUAAUACUGCCUCUCCCCACGAAGAGGACAACCGCAGUGAGACUGCUUCAUCUGGAUAUGCUUCAGUACAGGGAGCAGAUGAGCCACCUCUGGAGGAGCAUGCGCAAUCAGCAAAUGAAAAUCUACAGCUGGUCAACCAUGAAGCAAAUUCUGUGGCUGUGGAUGUUGUUCCCCAUGUUGACAACCCAACCUUUGAGGAAGAUGAAACUCCUGAUCAAGAGAUGGCUGUUCGAGAAGUUAAAUCCUAAAAUCUGUAUCAAUAGAAAACUUGAACCGUUAGUAACAACAGGACUGCCAAUCAGGACCUAGUUUACUAAGAAUGAACUGAGUAAAUGUAAAACAAGAAUGAUACUGAAUGUGCUGAGAUGACUAAUAUUAUAUUAUAGUUAAAUGGCUUAACAUAUUUAACCCAGUACCAUUUUCCACAAACUCACUGUAACAUUUUUUCAUAGGCAAGUUUCCUCUUGAUGAUAGUGAUAGCAACAUUUUUAAACAUUCAGAACUGUCUACAAGUAGUCAGGGUUUUCAUUCACAAAAACUUUCUAAUAAAAAUAUGUUGCUUUAAAAAUGUGGAGUAGUUGUGAUCACUUUGUUUUGUGAUAGUAUCCUAAUUGAACAAUACUACUACUUUAGCUUGGGCUCUAUGUGUCAGGGUUUGUCUCCAGGUGCUUAUACUGAUCUGGAAUUUGUAAAAAGCAAUGCGAACUUAGGCAUUAAGUUGAUAGUACAAGAUUAAAGCAAAAUACUCAUUUUAACCUUUUCAUUUUAAAAUUAAGCUGUGUACGUGAUUCAUGUGAGUGCUGAGCAUAGCUUAUCAGAAAAAUGUGAACUGAAUUGGUUGAUCAGUGGAUUAGCGACACCACACAAGAUUGUAGACAUAAAAAGUUUCUUACAAAAAAAAAUUGUAAACUAUUUCUCAAACUUGAAGUUUCCAAAAGCACAGGAUAGCAACUACCAUCACCUUUGAAAAUAAUAAUAGCUGAAUAAAUCGUAGAAAAUUGGUUACUGUGCAGAAUCCAUCGACAGAAAAUGUUCUCUAAGAUUUUUUGGUAGAAAAUAUUUUCCAAACAAUAUUGACUUUGAAAGUUGAGUUUACAUUUGGCCCUGCGGUCUUUAAUGACAUUAAAUUUAAAUUCUGUCCAUAUAUCUAUAAUUUUGUGAAUGCGUUUUGUUGGUGUUUGAAAAAGAAUCACGGGAAGGGGGGAUUCCAGGUGCCUUACUAUAAAGUUUGAAGCUUCAACCACCAAAGUUAAAUAGAGCUAUUGAAAACAUGCACUUUAUUUCUACUUUGUGUGGCUUGUCCAUUAGUUUUCUUCCCAGUGCAAAUUCCCACAGAAUUUAGGCAAAAAAAUAGAACAGACGUGUAUUUUUGUUUGCCGAAUAUAUAAUGGAUGAAACCAUUGCAUUCUUAUACACUGAUUUGAAAAUGGUGUAAAUACGCCCCGAUUUGUACUGAUUCUCUUUAAAUAUAAAAUGUAAAUAAAAUAUUCCAAUGAAA
Molecule: messenger RNA, 6088 nt
Organism: Rattus norvegicus (Norway rat)
Lineage: Eukaryota; Metazoa; Chordata; Mammalia; Rodentia; Muridae
Gene: Rnf128
Product: ring finger protein 128
Cellular component (GO): membrane
Molecular function (GO): ubiquitin protein ligase activity
Source: RefSeq, a predicted model, not a curated record